Messenger RNA from Lemur catta (Ring-tailed lemur), 2436 nucleotides. RefSeq names its product chromosome 16 C18orf63 homolog (gene C16H18orf63). Lineage: Eukaryota; Metazoa; Chordata; Mammalia; Primates; Lemuridae. The transcript is spliced from 14 exons. The coding region runs from base 1 to 2436 and encodes 811 amino acids. The record is from RefSeq and is a predicted model, not a curated record.
AUGAAUGAUUCUAGACAGCAGUCACUGUUCUUCAUCACACUUCCAGAUUUACACAAACUCUGUGAAGUCAGAAUAAUAUUGAGUAAUGGCUUGUCAGAUACUGAGAUUAGGAGUAUGCAAAUGAAGAUGUGCAGGGAAUUGCUGUUUUUGCAUCAAGAUGUUCUUACAUCACCUGUGCCUGGAAUAUUAAACCAAAUUUGGGUAGUGAUGGCGAUACCAUUUUAUAAAACUGGAAAACUUAAUGCCUAUAUUGAAAAAUAUGGAGCUAAGAUGGAGGCUCCACAAAGAGUAAUUCCACUAAUUCUUCAAAACUGCCUUUCAUAUUCAUUAAUGGCUAGACUUGCUCCGGCCUGGAAUAGAACUGGCCAUGUCUUGGUACAAGGAAGAGAUUUUCUUUCUCAGAUGGGAAAGCAAAGUGCUGUUGUAUUAAACAUCAAUGUAACGGAAACUCAAGUUUGUCUAAGUAUAGAAGCUUGCACAGUCCGACUGCCACCACCUGAGCUAAAAGAAUUUGAUAUUUCUCAGAGUAUUAUAAAGGAUUUUCAUAUUAACAAGAAUGCUGUCAUUGAGAGACAUUCCAUUUUAAGCAAGUGGUGCUACGUUUUGCCAAGCAUGAAAAUGGGACAAAUUAUAAGUAUUCUUCAUGCCACCCCCCCUGACUGUCCUUUUCAAUCAUAUGAAGAUUUCAAGAUGCACUGGGAUGACCUGUAUGGCUAUAAACUUCCAGAAGAUUGUGGAAAUAUUAAAAUAUACUGCAACAUCUAUUUCAAAAUGAUUGGAGAAAAGACCUUCACAUACCCUCUCAGCUGCAUCAGAAGUCAGCCCAUACAGUUCUUUCCAAGGGUAGAUUUGGAAGGUGUGUUGAAAAGUUUCCUUUCAGAUUUAAAAUCUAAACUGCCCCAUAUAUGUGGAUUCCCCAUAAAGAUGACAAAUAAGCCGUGCUACUACACACAAGAACUAACUAAACCUCACAUACAGGAAAACAAAGUCAAGCCACCCAAUUUAACCACUAAAAGAAUGUUUAGGGCAUCUCUGACUCAAGCCGCUUCCAUAAAACCUACUUUGGCUCAAAGUCUUCUACCAUGUUCAAUAGCAGCAGACCACAAGGGGGAGCUUUCGGUGAGCCAGCCAAAGCCAGGCAUUUUCUCAGCUCUGUCUCUCCAGCCAGAAUCUCUUCAGGGCAGAAAGAAAUCCCUGUCUAACCAGGUACCACAAGUACAUUUGGAAGCAUUAAAGCCCAACAGAGAAAGUACUCAAGUUCAACAUACAAAUCUUAGCUCCCAAAAUAACAUCACCCCUAAAUUCAUACCAGUUUUCAAAAAUAGAUUAUUACAGAUGAACAAAAAUACGUCAGCACUUGGCAACCUGAAAAGAAAACAGCAUGUUGUUACAGAAUCUAAAGCAUUUUCACUGAAAACUAGUAUGAUCCAGGAUGACAAACUGAAUUUAGUUCCAGCUAUAAAAAAAAGAUCUAAUAGUAACAUUCAGAUGCAUGCUAAAAACUUAAAUCAGAAGAGUUCCAUACUUUUGCAAGAAAAAAAUGCUAAGUCCUGUGAAGAUAUGACAAAAUUUCCCUCUUCUAAUGGAAAAUCAACUGUGAGUUUAAAUGAAAGUAAACAACUAUCUAAUAGUGCAGUAUUUCAUGUGACAAAUAAUUUAGGGGUGAUAAAAAGUACUGUUGACUUCCAAGUGAAUGGAAAAGAAGAUUUAACAUGCAAAUGUAUAGCACAAAUUGUAGGGAAGGGCCAUGAGUCACUAAAACUGGAAAGAAAACCACACAUUUUUGAAUCAGAUGCAGAAACAGAAUAUCCCCAAGUGCUACAGCAGCAGUCAGCAAAUCAAGCUAAAGAAGUUGAUGUAAGUGAUCCCAGGUUGAUAGUAAACAGAACAGCCCACAGGUCUAAAAGGAAGUCAUGUCCGGAGUCUUCAAAAAUUUCAAAGAAGUAUCAUCCCAAUACUGUCCAUAAUGGGCAAUCCAGUUCUUCUAGGAACCAGUUGGAUGCCUCCGUGGCCUCUGCCAGGGCUGUUCCCUCCCACAGCCCGGCACAGACCGGCCUCCCUGCCGAGCCCGAAGCCAAGGACAGUCCCCGCUAUGCAAGCUCUGGGGACCGGGUGACACCAGGCUCACCAAGGUCUGGCAGCCCCUGGCCUGGGCACAUGCUGCAACACUCCAGGGGGGUGCGGGUGGGGCAGGAAGAGGUGCCCUACUCCCCAGUCUCAGCUUGGACCGUGGAAGCUGGCCCUGGGGAUCACACCGGCGCCUGCACACUCCUCGCCGCACUCCAGGACGAGGGCUCUCGAAGCCUCGCCUGCACCAGAAUCCUUGUAAGUCCGAGUGGGGCCUCAUUUCUCACAAGCUCCCAGGUGCUGCUGCUGGAGCAGGGCACCCUGAGAACCGCUGUGCUAGAAAUGCCUUUGUCAGGUGACCUCACGUAG